Amphimedon queenslandica is the source of this 2500-nucleotide messenger RNA. RefSeq lists its product as uncharacterized. The transcript has 13 exons. Gene Ontology annotation, biological process: signal transduction. Gene Ontology annotation, molecular function: protein binding. Bases 1 to 2469 code for a protein of 822 amino acids. NCBI's taxonomy places the organism in Eukaryota, Metazoa, Porifera, Demospongiae, Haplosclerida, Niphatidae. The record is from RefSeq and is a predicted model, not a curated record.
AUGGCUAGGAGAAGAAGAAUAGGAGCAUUGUCCUUAGAGAAGGAGAGACUAGCUGAGAUACACGAGGAGCUACUGAUCACUGGGUUUACUGAAGGGAAGUGGUUUGAGUUUGGACUGAAACUGGGUCUGAGUCUACAGACACUGAAAACUAUUGAAGCAGACUAUGGAAGAGCUGGGGCUAGUCGUUGCUUGAUGGAAUGUCUAGAGAAAUGGCUCUCUAGAGCAGAUAAUGUAACUGGACCAUUGUCUUGGAUCACACUGGCUAAUGGACUACGUAGAAUUGGAGAAGUAUCAUCAGCUGAAAGAAUUAGUAAAUUGUCUGAUCCAGCUAGUGAGUUAUUCCAGCGUUACAGUGUUAGACUGUCUUUAGUGUCCAUCAGUGAGGAGUCAGUUGAUCUGUUAUGUACAGAGAGACUGAUAUCAAAUGAGACCAGGACUAGAGUGGAGAGUGUUGGGGGUUUCCUAUUAGGAGACACACUGAGAGAAAUACGGACUUCAAUAACUGAAGAUCAUAACAAAUUGAGAGCAUUAAGAGACAUCUUACUGAAAUCAGAUGAAGCAAAGACUAUAGGACAAGACAUAUUAAAAGAAUGUGAUACUUUCUUAUCUGAUACUGUCACUGAUCCAAGUGAAACUGACUUGUCUAUUGCACCAAUAUCAUCAGUUGAAGAGGUCUUUGUUAGUGAAGUCUACAAUUGUCGUUUUGAUGAAGUCCGUGUUAAGUUUGGUGACCUACGUCAUGAGAUAAUACAACUAGUAGUGGAGAAUGUAUCUUCAGCUGAUGAUAUUAAACAGUAUCUCUCACGUUGCUUUCCUGAAGUGAAAAAAGAGUUGUCCUCCGUCAGUUCAGUGGAAGAAAAAGCAUUGAGGACUUUGGGAAAGAGGAUUAUUGUACGAAGCAUUCAUCGUGGGAACUCCAUCAUUAUCAUCUGUUAUGCUCCACAUCAUUUACUAGCUGCUCUUCUCUUGGAAGCACAAGACAACCUAACAGUCUUGAUGAAGGAAUUCAGUUUAAUUAGACUAACCAUUGGCCACUACACUGUCUAUGAUAAAAGGAUCAGAUACAAAGUAAUGAAUAAUGAGUGUCUUGCAGAGGAGAUUAAACUAGCUGAUGGAGAGGAACAAGAACUGAGGACUUUACUUGAUUACAAAGAAGGAUCAAUAUUUGAACAAGAUAAACAAUUAAAUAUUAUCAAAAAAAGAAAAGAGUAUAUUGAAAGGACACUACAGAUACCAGAGUCUAAACUGAAAGUGAAGCUACUGACUAGAGAGAAUUUGAUGAAUAGAAUAUUCAAAUCAAAGAAAUCAGAGACUCAGUAUUUCCAAACCUCUCUCCUAAUGAAAGCAGGAAGAGAGGAGGCAUUAGUGGAGUAUAUGAAAGAGAUUGAGUUACUGCAAGAAAAUAUAUCAUUAACUAGUGAACAACUGCUGAUGAGUCAAAAGGGAAAUAUUGAGAAGAAGGAUCAAUGUACACAAUCACUGGAUGCACCAACAGCAGAAUCUAUUUACACAGCAUGUAUUGGCUAUCAUGGAAUAAGGAGGAGUGAUAUUUCAUUCAGUGAGGGAGAGCAGCUGGAGAUAUACAACAAGUAUGAUAGAUUUAAAUGGUAUGGAAGAUCCUUGGUGUCUGGUGAUUCGGGAGACAUUCUUAGCAGUUGUGUUUACUCAAUGUUGGAGUCACUUCAAUUGUUAGAGUUUAUACUGUCAGUGGAAGAAGUGUCCCUUCCUAUUCUGCAAAAGAUAAGGAAUGAUUCAUCUAGUAAUGAUGAGAAAGCUUCUCUUUUCUUGGAGACUAUUAAAGAUGAUCCUGUUACGAUAUCCGCACUGAGGCAAGACAAGGAACAACAUGAUAAAGGAGUCACUGGGAGAGUGUACUGGUACAGUAACAGGGUAAUCCUUACCUCUCCAUCUCCAGUUGAGUGUAAUGAAAUGAUUGGUAAUAUUAAUAAUAAUCAUAAGGAGAUUCUACUCCACUCAUCAUCUACUAAUAGUACAGUAUCUCUACUAUCAUCAACUAAACUGCAUACACUAAACCUGAGGAGACUUGAGAUAUACCACUCUCCAUUGACUAAUGAUUGUAUCCAGUACUUGUGUAUACUACUAACCAAUAAUAAAACAAUACAAGAACUAGUCAUCAGGGACCACUCCAUUAGUGAUAGAGGAGUUACUAGUAUCUGUCAAGCACUUGAACACAACUCUACACUUACCUCAUUAGAUCUUAAGAAUAAUCCACUCAUCACUUCUACUAGUGGACAAGUUCUUUCUCACCUCCUCCUCAAUAACUCAUCACUAGUUGAACUGAAUCUAAGGAAUAAUUCAUUGUAUACUGAGUCAAUACUACUUAUCCUCCAGUCACUAAUGGAUAAUAAUGGUAUAAGGGCAUUCGGGCUAGACAAGCGACACGAAUGGACUUGUAUUAAUACUUAUCCUAACUAUCACCUCAUACAAGACAGAGUAUACUGGGACUAAUCACUCUUCAUGUGAACUUGUGUAUCUUCAC